AUGCAAUUCAACUUUUACUUAUCAAAAUACAUGACAGUUAAUGAAAAUGGAAUAGCUAUUAUAAAUGGGAACUAAAAGCGUAAUCCUUAACUUGAUGAUGUUAUUACAAUUAUGGGUGAAUCUUCUGCAUUGGUAAUCAACUACUAUUUAAAUUAGGCAUAAAAUUUAAAAUAAGUGAUAACAAGUCCAAUGAGAUUCUUUUAGACUGAUUAAAAGAUGUAUAUUAAAAUAGAAGGAAAAGUAAUUAAAUAUAUAUAUCUAGAAUUGUUUAGGAAUUCUAAAAAUAGGAAGAAAAAACUUAUUUCAUAGAGAUUUAAAUGGAAUUAUUAAAGAGAUUUAACCAUUAUGUGUUCUAGAUUUUUAUGUACAUGAAUCAGUUCAAAGAAAAGGCAUAGGUAAAGAUCUUUUCGAAGAAAUGCUAAGAAUUGAAAUAUUAAAACCUGAAAAAUUAGCUUAUGAUCGACCAUCUCCAAAAUUAUUGGGUUUUUUGAAGAAGUACUACAAUUUAUAAACUUAUAUCCCUCAAAAUAAUAAUUAUGUUAUCUAUUCACAAUAUUUUGAUUAUAAAUAGACAAAUGUUUAAUAAGAGUAAAUUACACAAUAAAUCCAUUAAUAACAGUAAAACCCUUAAUUAGUUAAUUAGUAAACUCAAUAACAAAGAGUUUAACCAUAAUAAACACCUUUAAAGAUGGAAUAAUUAGAUUAGAUGAUGCAAUAAAUGUCUUUGGAAUCAAAAUAAUAAUAUUUAUAAUAUUAAAAAAGCAAAGCUCAAGCACCUUGGGCAACUGAUUAAAAAUAAUAUUAAAAUGUAAUUAUUAACAAUUAAGUUUAGAUGUAUUAAACAACAACUGGACUAAUGUCAGCUUAAAUACAUAAGAGAUGA
Molecule: messenger RNA, 883 nt
Organism: Paramecium sonneborni
Lineage: Eukaryota; Ciliophora; Oligohymenophorea; Peniculida; Parameciidae
Source: the annotation of a GenBank genome assembly